Tachyglossus aculeatus (Australian echidna) is the source of this 6248-nucleotide messenger RNA. RefSeq names its product DS cell adhesion molecule (gene DSCAM). NCBI's taxonomy places the organism in Eukaryota, Metazoa, Chordata, Mammalia, Monotremata, Tachyglossidae. The coding region runs from base 39 to 6185 and encodes 2048 amino acids. The record is from RefSeq and is a predicted model, not a curated record. Gene Ontology annotation, biological process: axon guidance; homophilic cell-cell adhesion; dendrite self-avoidance. The transcript is spliced from 33 exons. Gene Ontology annotation, molecular function: cell-cell adhesion mediator activity. Gene Ontology annotation, cellular component: plasma membrane; axon.
GAGUCUGCUCUAAUUUUGACAAGGCACACCGUGUUUUAAUGGACAAGAGAGUCUCUCUCAAAGACGCUUAUAUUUCCGUAUGCAGACUCAUGUUGGGACAUCACUUCAGAACCAAAGGACCCGACAGUUUCUGCAUCAGUCUGUGGGGCAGAGCACCUAAACACCCACCUACCUUCCGUGUGCUUAAAGUUUUCAGUGAGGAGCUACACUCCAGCCUGUACUUUGUCAAUGCAUCUCUGCAAGAGGUAGUGUUUGCCAGCACCACGGGGACACUGGUGCCCUGCCCCGCAGCAGGGAUCCCUCCUGCGACACUCAGAUGGUACCUAGCAACGGGCGAGGAGAUCUACGAUGUCCCAGGGAUCCGCCACGUCCACCCCAAUGGCACUCUCCAAAUUUUCCCCUUCCCUCCUUCAAGCUUUAGUACCUUAAUCCAUGAUAACACUUACUAUUGCACAGCUGAAAAUCCUUCAGGGAAAAUCAGAAGUCAGGAUGUCCACAUUAAGGCUGUCUUACGGGAACCCUAUACAGUCCGUGUGGAGGACCAGAAAACCGUGAGAGGCAAUGUAGCGGUCUUCAAGUGCAUUAUCCCCUCCUCCGUGGAGGCAUACAUCACUGUCGUCUCGUGGGAGAAAGACACAGUCUCACUUGUCUCAGGAUCUAGAUUUCUCAUCACAUCCACGGGAGCCUUGUAUAUUAAAGAUGUACAGAACGAAGAUGGAUUGUAUAACUACCGAUGUAUCACACGGCACAGAUACACUGGGGAAACGCGACAGAGCAACAGUGCUAGACUUUUUGUAUCAGACCCAGCAAAUUCAGCUCCGUCUGUGCUUGAUGGGUUUGAGCACCGUAAAGCCAUGGCCGGACAGCCCGUGGAGCUGCCCUGCAAAGCAUUUGGACACCCGGAUCCAGAUUACCGCUGGCUGAAGGACAACACUCCUCUGGAGCUGGUGGGGCGGUUCCAGAGGACCAUGACGGGGCUCCUGAUCGAGAACGCACGGCCUUCAGACUCAGGCAGCUACGUGUGCGAGGUGUCCAACAGAUUUGGAACCGCCAAGGUGAUCGGACGUCUCUAUGUGAAACAACCACUGAAAGCCACAAUCAGCCCACGCAAAGUUAAGAGCAGCGUUGGAAGUCAGGUGUCCUUAUCCUGUAGCGUGACCGGAACUGAAGAGCAGGAACUCUCCUGGUAUCGGAAUGGUGAAAUCCUCAACCCUGGAAAAAAUGUGAGAAUGACAGGAAUUAACCACGAGAACCUUAUCAUGGAUCACAUGGUCAAGAGCGACGGGGGAGCCUACCAGUGUUUUGUUCGCAAGGACAAGAUGUCGGCUCAAGACUAUGUUCAAGUGGUGCUGGAAGACGGAACUCCCAAAAUAAUUUCGGCCUUCAGUGAGAAGGUAGUGAGCCCAGGAGAAGCUGUUUCCCUCAUGUGCAACGUGAAGGGCACUCCACUGCCUACCAUCACGUGGACUCUAGACGACGACCCCAUUGUCAAAGGCGGCAGUCACCGGGUCAGCCAGAUCAUCACCUCCGAGGGCAACGUGGUCAGCUACCUGAAUAUCUCAAACACUCAGGUCCGAGAUGGUGGAGUCUACCGCUGCACUGCCAACAACUCUGCUGGAGUUGUCCUCUAUCAGGCUCGAAUAAACGUAAGAGGGCCUGCAAGCAUUCGACCAAUGAAAAAUAUCACAGCAAUAGCAGGACGGGACACGUAUAUUCACUGCCGGGUGAUUGGCUAUCCGUAUUACUCCAUCAAAUGGUACAAGAACUCCAAUCUUCUCCCCUUCAAUCACCGACAAGUGGCAUUUGAGAACAACGGAACGCUGAAACUCUCGGAUGUGCAAAAAGAAGUAGACGAGGGGGAGUACAUGUGCAACGUGCUAGUGCAACCUCAGCUUUCCACCAGCCAGAGCGUGCACGUCACCGUGAAAGUUCCACCUUUUAUCCAACCUUUUGAGUUUCCAAGAUUCUCCAUUGGACAGAGAGUCUUCAUUCCAUGUGUUGUGGUCUCAGGGGAUUUGCCCAUCACAAUCACCUGGCAGAAGGAUGGCAGGCCAAUCCCAGCAAGUCUUGGGGUAACCAUUGACAACAUUGACUUCACUAGCUCCUUAAGGAUUUCUAACCUUUCCCUAAUGCACAAUGGGAAUUACACCUGCAUAGCCAGAAAUGACGCAGCCGCUGUGGAGCACCAAAGCCAAUUAAUUGUGAGAGUUCCUCCCAAAUUUGUGGUGCAGCCGAGUGACCAAGAUGGGAUUUAUGGGAAAGCUGUUAUCCUCAACUGCUCUGCAGAAGGUUAUCCUGUACCAACUAUUGUCUGGAAGUUCUCCAAAGGUGCCGGAGUCCCCCAGUUCCAGCCGAUUGCCUUGAACGGCCGCAUCCAGGUUCUCACAAACGGAUCCUUGUUGAUCAAGCACGUUGUAGAAGAAGACAGCGGAUACUACCUCUGCAAAGUCAGCAAUGACGUGGGAGCUGACGUCAGCAAGUCCAUGUACCUCACCGUUAAAAUACCUGCAAUGAUAACAUCCUAUCCAAAUACUACGCUGGCAACCCAGGGUCAGAAGAAGGAGAUGAGUUGCAUGGCUCAUGGUGAGAAACCCAUUAUAGUGCGCUGGGAGAAAGAGGACAGAAUCAUUAAUCCUGAAAUGGCCCGCUAUCUUGUGUCCACCAAGGAGGCGGGAGAGGAAGUGAUCUCAACUCUGCAGAUUUUGCCAACUGUGAGAGAAGAUUCUGGCUUCUUUUCCUGCCAUGCUAUCAAUUCCUACGGGGAGGAUCGUGGAAUAAUUCAGCUCACUGUGCAAGAGCCCCCAGAUCCUCCUGAAAUUGAAAUCAAAGACGUGAAAGCACGGACCAUUACUCUCAGGUGGACCAUGGGAUUUGAUGGAAAUAGUCCAAUCACAGGCUACGAUAUUGAAUGCAAGAAUAAAUCAGAUUCCUGGGAUUCCGCUCAGAGAACCAAAGAUGUUUCCCCUCAGCUGAACUCGGCCACCAUCAUUGAUAUCCAUCCUUCCUCCACCUACAGCAUCCGCAUGUAUGCCAAAAACCGCAUCGGCAAGAGCGAGGCCAGCAACGAGCUCACCAUCACCGCCGACGAAGCAGCUCCUGAUGGUCCACCUCAGGAAGUUCAGCUAGAGCCCAUAUCCUCUCAAAGCAUCAGGGUCACCUGGAAGGCUCCCAAGAAACACUUGCAAAAUGGGAUAAUCCGUGGCUACCAAAUAGGAUACCGGGAAUACAGCACAGGAGGUAACUUCCAGUUCAACAUCAUCAGUAUUGACACCACCGGGGACAGUGAGAUCUACACUCUGGACAACCUCAACAAAUUCACUCAGUACGGCCUGGUGGUACAGGCCUGCAACCGGGCUGGGACGGGACCUUCUUCUCAGGAAAUCAUCACCACGACCCUAGAGGACGUGCCCAGUUACCCCCCAGAAAAUGUCCAAGCCAUAGCGACGUCACCGGAAACCAUCUCGAUAUCUUGGUCAACGCUUGCCAAAGAAGCCUUGAAUGGCAUUCUCCAGGGAUUCAGAGUCAUCUACUGGGCCAAUCUCUUGGAUGGAGAGCUGGGAGAGAUUAAAAAUGUCACCACUACACAACCUUCCCUGGAGCUAGAUGGACUAGAGAAAUACACCAAUUACAGUAUUCAGGUGUUGGCGUUUACUCGAGCCGGUGACGGGGUUAGAAGCGAACAGAUUUUUACUCGCACCAAAGAGGAUGUUCCAGGCCCACCUGCUGGAGUCAAGGCCGCGGCGGCCUCAGCCUCCACCGUCUUUGUGUCGUGGCUGCCUCCUUCCAAGCUGAACGGCAUCAUCCGAAAGUACACUAUAUCCUGCUCGCACCCGUAUCCCACCGUAAUCAGCGAGUUUGAAGCCUCUCCUGACUCAUUUUCCUACAGAAUCCCCAACCUGAGUCGAAAUAGGCAAUACAGCGUCUGGGUGGUGGCCGUGACUGCAGCAGGGAGAGGCAACAGCAGUGAAAUCAUCACCGUGGAACCCUUAGCUAAAGCUCCCGCUAGAAUCCUGACCUUCAGCGGGACGGUCACUACCCCAUGGAUGAAGGACAUUAUCCUGCCCUGCAAAGCUGUUGGGGACCCCUCUCCUGCCGUGAAAUGGAUGAAAGACAGUAACGGGACACCCAGUCUAGUAAUGAUUGAUGGGCGAAGAAGCAUCUUUAGCAAUGGCAGCUUUAUCAUUCGCACAGUGAAGGCGGAGGAUUCUGGAUAUUACAGCUGUGUGGCCAGUAACAACUGGGGAUCAGAUGAGAUUAUUUUGAAUUUGCAAGUUCAAGUUCCACCGGAUCAACCUCGGCUCACCGUGUCCAAAACCACGUCAUCCUCCAUUACUCUUUCCUGGAUCCCAGGGGACAACGGUGGCAGCUCUAUAAGAGGAUAUAUUUUACAGUACUCAGAAGACAACAGUGAGCAGUGGGGCAGUUUUCCAAUUAGCCCAAGUGAACGUUCUUACCGCCUAGAGAAUCUGAAAUGUGGCACUUGGUACAAGUUCACCCUUACUGCCCAGAAUGGAGUGGGUCCAGGGCGCAUCAGUGAAAUCAUAGAAGCGAAGACACUGGGAAAAGAGCCCCAGUUUUCAAAGGAACAAGACCUCUUCGCCAGUAUUAACACCACCCGUGUGAGGUUGAACCUGAUUGGCUGGAAUGAUGGUGGCUGUCCCAUCACCUCCUUUACCCUGGAGUACCGACCUUUCGGGACCACGGUCUGGACAACAGCUCAGAGGACAUCGCUUUCUAAAUCCUACAUCCUGUAUGAUCUCCAAGACUCCACCUGGUAUGAGCUGCAAAUGCGAGUGUGCAACAGUGCUGGUUGUGCCGAGAAGCAAGCCAAGUUUGCCACGCUCAACUCUGAUGGCAGUACAAUCCCUCCUCUCAUUAAGUCAGUGGUCCAAAGCGAGGAAGGGCUGGCAACCAACGAAGGGCUAAAGAUGCUGGUCACCAUUUCCUGUAUCUUGGUUGGGAUCUUGCUGCUCUUUGUGCUUCUGCUGGUUGUCCGGAGGAGGAGAAGGGAGCAGAGGUUGAAGAGACUUCGAGAUGCAAAGAGUUUAGCUGAAAUGCUCAUGAGUAAGAAUACCAGGACCUCGGACACCUUGAACAAGCAACAGCAGACUCUGAGAAUGCACAUAGAUAUUCCCCGAGCUCAGCUUCUAAUAGAAGAGAGAGACACAAUGGAGACUAUUGAUGACAGAUCAACAGUCCUGCUGACCGACGCGGACUUUGGUGAGGCAGCGAAGCAGAAGUCGCUGACGGUGACUCACACGGUCCAUUAUCAGUCUGUGGCCCAAGCAACAGGCCCGUUGGUGGAUGUUUCAGACGCCCGGCCGGGGACCAAUCCCACCACAAGGCGGAACGCAAAGGCCGGACCCACCACGCGCAACAGAUACGCCAGUCAGUGGACUCUCAACAGACCCCACCCCACCAUCUCCGCACACACGCUCACCACGGACUGGAGGCUGCCAACUCCCCGGGCGGCAGGAUCGGUGGACAAGGAGAGCGACAGCUACAGCGUCAGCCCCUCACAAGACACAGAUAGAGCAAGAAGCAGCAUGGUCUCCACAGAAAGCGCCUCCUCCACCUAUGAAGAGCUAGCGAGAGCGUAUGAGCAUGCCAAGAUGGAAGAACAGCUGAGGCACGCCAAAUUCACCAUCACAGAGUGCUUCAUAUCGGACACAUCGUCGGAACAGUUAACGGCAGGAACUAACGAGUACACAGACAGUCUGACCUCCAGCACCCCUUCAGAAUCGGGGAUCUGCAGGUUUACUGCAUCUCCCCCCAAACCUCAGGACGGAGGAAGAGUGAUGAACAUGGCAGUUCCAAAGGCACACCGGCCAGGUGACCUCAUGCAUCUGCCACCAUAUCUCAGAAUGGACUUCUUAUUAAACCGAGGCGCUCCGGGCACCAGCAGAGACCCCGCUUUAGGGCCGGCCUGCUUGGAGCCUCAGAAAAGUCGAACCUUGAAGCGCCCCACGGUCUUGGAGCCGAUACCCAUGGAGGCCGCUUCCUCCUCCUCCUCCAGAGAAGGACAGGCCUGGCAACCGGGCGCCGCUGGGGCCACAGCACCGCAGCGGGAAGGGGUGGAGCUGGGACAGGCGGCCAAAAUGAGCAGCUCGCAAGAAUCCCUGCUGGACUCCCGGGGCCAUUUAAAAGGAAACAAUCCCUACGCAAAAUCGUACACUCUGGUAUAACAGACAGUGUGUGGCUGGACAGUGGCUGUAAAUACAAUUUAAAAUAAAAUCCAAUCAAAGCUA